AUGAGCAUGCGGCGAGAUCUAGAAGGCCCCGAGAUACUCACCCGCAGCAACUGGAAAUCAUGGAAGAAUGAGAUCGAGAAGCACGCCCGGAAAGAAGGAGUCUGGAAGUACUGCAACCCCGAUUCCCCAGGUGAAUACUACUCCGAGCUCCACGAACCCGAUAAACCACACAUUUCCACAGUCCGACCCGAAGCAAAAUCCAUCGUUGACCUUGGAGAGGAUGACUUCAUCGAGCUAUCCUCGAUCGUGGACCAAUACUGGAAGCAGAUGCGCGCAUACGAAAACAUUCAAACAAAACUGCAGGUCAUCUUUGAACUUAUCGAAAACCAUGUCGAUUACGAACACUUCAGUCACAUUAAACAUGCGGAAACGCCGCUGGAGCAGAUGACUGUUCUAUCUGUUAAGUUCAAGAAAUCUCGCCUAGAAGAUCUGCAGCCAAGGUGGGAGCGUAUACAGGAACUGGCUAAUAAGCCGGAUAUACAAGCGCUAUUCAAACUGUGGAAUUCCCUGUUCACAGACUGCGAUGUGUAUCUUUCUGGUUCUGCUCGAAGGCAGGAUGUCUUUUGGGAUUGUGUGGAGAGAGCGGGAGAUAUCUCCGGGAACUGGUUGCCUCUUACUUCGCAGCACUGGAUUCAAACCCACGAGCGUGUUGAGUCGAACUUUGGGGAUGUAUACUCUCAGUCUCGUUCACCAGCAAGGCGGAAAUCUAUCACUUCCCAGCACUGGAUUGAACACUCCGACCAUAUUGAACCGAGGAAUGAAGAUGAUUGCACUCAGCCUCGUUCGCCAGCUAGACGGGAGUCUACCACUUCUCUGGGCUGGAUUAAGAACCCUGACCAUUCUGAGUCGAGAAACUAUAGGGAUGUAUACGUUCAACCACGUUCACCGACUAUGCUGGAGCCGACAGCUGCCACUUUCCUAGCGUGGAUUAAAACCCCUGACAAUUUCGAGUCGAGAAUCUAUGGGGAUUGUUGCGCUCAGCCUCAUUCACCGGAAUCCGUCACUUCACGGGACUGCAUUAAAACCCCCAACCAUUCUGAGUCGAGGAACUAUGGGAACGAUUGCGCUCAACUUCGUUCACGAGCUAGACAGGGGUCUAUCGCUUCUCGGUACCGGCUUGGGUACUAUGAGCCUGUGGUGCCGACUGGAGGCGUGCCUAUCGCUUCUCAGCACUGUACUAAUGACUACGAGCGUACGGUGUCGAUUGAGUGCACUUGCACUUCUCUGAGUCCACAGCCUGGUUCUGUGGCAGCUCAGAGUGAUCAGCAUGAGGUCUCUGGGGACGAUUUGGAGAUAAUGGGUCGUAUACGAUCAUUGAGACUGCCCGGGAUGGAAGAAAGCAAAAUCUAA
This is a messenger RNA of Penicillium hordei, 1350 nucleotides long. RefSeq lists its product as uncharacterized. Bases 1 to 1350 code for a protein of 449 amino acids. The transcript has a single exon. NCBI's taxonomy places the organism in Eukaryota, Fungi, Ascomycota, Eurotiomycetes, Eurotiales, Aspergillaceae. The record is from RefSeq and is a predicted model, not a curated record.